Messenger RNA from Ornithodoros turicata, 819 nucleotides. RefSeq lists its product as uncharacterized. NCBI's taxonomy places the organism in Eukaryota, Metazoa, Arthropoda, Arachnida, Ixodida, Argasidae. The record is from RefSeq and is a predicted model, not a curated record. Bases 1 to 819 code for a protein of 272 amino acids. The transcript has 2 exons.
AUGUUCGGAAACAACACAGUCGCAAGCAAGACUCCACAAACGCUCUUCGAGAUGAAUGCUAUAGUUGUUCUUAGCACCGUUGUGGCCUGCGUCAGUGCCGGAGGCUACGGACUCGGUGGUCACGGUGCUUACGGCGGACUCGGAGGAUACGGCGGUCACGGAGGCCACGGUGGUUACGGCGGCCACGGAGCAUACGGAGGUCGCGGAGGCCACGGUGCUUACGGCGGCCUGGGAGCAUACGGAGGCCACGGAGGCCUCGGCGGUUACGGGGGCGGCUUCGGGGGAUACGGCAGCGGUCUCGGUUUCGGAGGUCUCGGAGCUGGUGUCGGCGGCGGCCUCGGCGGUGGCUUCGGUGGAGGAUUUGGCGGUGGCCUCGGUGCAGGAUUUGGCGGUGGCCUAGGCGGCGGAUUCGGCGGUGGCGUUGGAGUCGGCGUCGGUGGCUCAGUUGUCGGCGGCGGAGUCGCAAGUGGACCAGAAGUUGUCGGAGUUGGGCCUGCCGUUGCAGCCCCACUCGCCACCUUAUCUGUCGUGCAACAGCCAGUUGUGAGGCAGGUCAACCACGGUCGCCAAGUAGCUCACAGGGUUGCCGUUCCUGUCACUACGGUCUCCGAGAACGUUAGACCUGUUGUUGUCAACCAGGGCGCUGGCCUUGGCGGAGUUGGCGGAGCUGGAUUCGGCGGAGUUGGAGGAGCUGGGUUCGGCGCUGGGGGACUCGGUGGCGGCUACGGGGUCGGAGGCGGAUACGGCCUUGCCGGUGGUUACGGGUUGGCUGGUGGCUAUGGCAAGGGUGGCUAUGGUGGUGGCUAUGGCAAGCAUUGA